This is a messenger RNA of Cephus cinctus (wheat stem sawfly), 2796 nucleotides long. RefSeq names its product sorting nexin-30. Lineage: Eukaryota; Metazoa; Arthropoda; Insecta; Hymenoptera; Cephidae. The transcript has 6 exons. Gene Ontology annotation, molecular function: phosphatidylinositol binding. Bases 340 to 1857 code for a protein of 505 amino acids. The record is from RefSeq and is a predicted model, not a curated record.
CGCUUUUCAGUAACGAACCUUGUUGCUUUACCUACAAUUAGCACUAUAAAAGCUCUUCUCCCCCAUAUUAUACGUAGGAGUCACAUGUCGUAUGUACAUAAAAUAUUUUUUUCCAUAGUCGUUUUAACUUUCUAGCCAUUCGUGAUGAGUACCUAAUUCGAAUCACGCAACAUUAAAGUCCGUUCACAAUUACAGUGUCUUAUCCGCGAAGUAGAGGUAACAUUGAAGUUAACCGAUAAGGUGGACUUCGCGUAGUCUUUGCGUUUAUUUCUCGGCACCGUGAGUUGUUUGUGCUGUCAAGAUCCUUCAACGUUUCGGUUUAUUUAAAAGUUUUAAAAGAUGAUGACUUCUUCGGAAGCGGAGGUAGAAUCCUUUGAUGAAAAGGCGAUGGGCGAAUCGGCUAUCCUAGAAGUGAGCUCAAUGGCUGCUGGCGGUCUUGUCAAGCAAGAAAGUCGUGACACGGAUUUUCUGUCAAAUUAUAGCACAUCUCUAGAAGGUUCUGUUGUAGCCUCUCCAUCCAUCGACAGCUUUUCUACUUUGCCAGAACAAGAGAUAUCUGAUUUCCAAUUAGAUUCUCGGGAUUUGCAAGUUAAGGUGGACAAUCCACAGAAGCAUCUCGAUACUCUAGAAACUUUUAUAACAUUUCGUAUCUCUACCAGGACAUCACGUCCAGAGUUUGAGGAAGGAGAAUAUAUUGUCCGCAGGCGUUACAAUGAUUUUAUUUGGCUUCGUCAAAAACUUGUGGAUAGUUAUCCAACACAUAUUAUACCUCCAAUGCCAGGAAAACAUACUCUACUAGCACAGUUGGACCGUUACUCUAAAGAGUUUAUCAUUGCACGUAUGAAACUAUUAAAUGCAUUCUUAAACCGAGUUGUCAAUCAUCCAAUCCUUAGUUGUGACAAGAGUCUGUAUAUAUUCCUAACUGCAAAGCCUGCGGAAUUCUCAAUUCAUCGUAAAAAUCGUGGUAACGUCCUAGUUAAAAUGACAGAUUCUCUACAAAAUAUGGCCAGCGUGUACACUAUGAAGCAACGUCAUCUGGAAUUUGAACAGAUACGCGAUUACUGUAUAUCACUCAGUGAUAAACUGUCAACUAUAGAUAAAAUCAAUCAUCGCAUACAUAAAGAGCGCCAAGGUCCAUACAGUAGAACUAAUAACCAUUUUUUCCUUUUAUAUUAUCAUAACGUUAGUGAUAUAUUUUCAUUUUUCUAUUUAUUUCCUACAGAAUAUUUAGUGGAGUUGCACCAGCUGCAUCCAAUAUUCACAUUGUGGUCUACAUCAGAGCCUGAGCUGGCUCCAAUAUUACUAGCCAUUGCAAAGGCGGUAGAAUCGAACGCAACAGCACACCAAAGACUGCUCGACACUGUCCCAACUCAAGAACGGGAGUAUCUCGCCUACGUAGAUGCUGUCAAGGAUGCCCUAGCUCGUCGUGAUUCCAUACAAAUAGAUUACGAGAUGACAGUCGAUGAGUUGGCAAAAAGAAGACAGGAAAAAGAUCAGUUUAUGGGCGCUUCAAAUGGUUCCGUGUCGACUCAAAGUUGGAGUGGAUCCUUAUGGAAAGGUGAGUCUCGUGAUGAGAAAUUAGAACGAUUAGGACAAACUAUUCCACGAUUGGCCAAACGUUCAGAAUUUCUUCAAGACCGUCUCGAAUGCGCAAAUGAAAAUUUGCGUAGUGAUAUUGAUCGUUGGAAUACAGAGAAACGUGACGAUUUGAAAAAUAUGCUGAUUACAAUGAGUAAUCAGCAAAUCUUGUAUUAUCAGCAAUGUAUGAACGCGUGGGAAGAAAUGCUUGCUGGUUUAAAAUUGGAUGGAGUCGGAUCUGACGUUACCAUAGGACCUCCCGUCAAAGUAUCUUUAUGAACAAUGGUAAAAGAAAAUUUUCUGUAAUUCAUGUCCAUUUCUACCGUGCAUAAUAAUUAAUGCUAUAGCUAAUUUUAUGAGUGAGGUAGUAUAGAAAAUAUUGGUGGGAGAGAAAAUUAUCAGAUAGAAUUCAAUGGAUUGUCCCUAUAGACAAAGAUAUACAUGUUGACUUAUCUUUUUAUAUUUAUCCACAUAAUUUUAAAAGAGCCUACAUAUUUUGAAAAAACUAUAAUCGUAUGAAUAAGCUUUAAUUAUCUCUCGCCGUAUAUUAUUCUGUGAUACCGAAUAUAUUCAAAAUAUGCGAUACGCUUGAGUCAAAAUGUUGCUCACUACAAGGAAAAAAUCACAAAUUUGAGUAAGUUAACGGAUAUCAUGAAGAUCCGGAAGAAAUAUAGUUUAGAUAGAAAAGAGCGAGCAUUGAAGAAGACCCUACAGUUAAUGUCCCGUUUCUCUAUCUAUAUAUCCGCCUUUCUGUGUCAUCGAUUCGUUUUGGGACCAAGUACCUGUUCGUUGUUAUUAUUUUCUUUAUCCUCUUCUCUACUUUUCCUGUGUCAUCAUGCUAAUGAUAUUUAUUGACAAUCAAUUUAAUUAGUUAACAUUAGUAUUUACCUGUACCAAUUAUCCUUCCUGUAGACGACGAAUAUGUCGUUCGAAAAUUGAAAUAGAACUUUGAACGGUUACAACGUAGAAAGUGAAAUGUUCAUGUGCCAUUUUGCCUGUACAUUAUGCGUGUCUAAUGUGUUAUAAAAUGCAAAUGAAAUAUGCCUCUCUUUGAUAGAUUAAUUAAUACUUCAGAUUAUUGACGAAUCUCUUAUAUUAAUGCUUGGUAAACAUUCCGCGUGAUCUUUCUUUAACUAGUGUAGUCAUACAAUUAAUGACCAUUAUAUUUACUGUAAACGUUACCCUUGAUGAUUUUCAUAAUAAACUAUCACCAGUUAC